UGCAGCUGCACACAACUCAGAAAAAAAGCUAGUGGAGGAGGUGGUAUCACAGCGCAGAGAGCUGAGGCUGGUUUGUUGUCGGGAGCAAAAAGUUCAUCUGUUAGUGUCUUUCUUGGCGUUUUGCGUUUACUCGGAAUUUGACAGAUUUGGCGAACAAGUUUGGAGAAAUGUAGGGACUUCUCGGCUGUCGGUGUCGUUGCUUACGAUGGAGGAACUUGGAGAAACAAGAGAGUUUGAGAUGUCCCUGUCAGACGGUGGGUCGGACGACGACAUCCCCUUAACGCUGCCCGCAGAUGGCAGCCACAGUGGGAGCAUCCGAAAGGGUUGUGAUCCUUUUGCUCAGACACAGCGCAGUAAACUGCAGCAUCGACGAGCUCGUAUCAAUCAGCAGAUCAACAAGGAGAUGCGCAUGAGAGCUGGAGCGGAGAACCUGUUCAGGGCGACAACCAACAACAAGGUAAAGGAGACAGUGGCUCUGGAGCUCAGCUUUGUCAAUUCCAAUCUGCAGUUGCUCAAAGAAGAGCUGGAGGAACUUAACAGCAACAUGGAGGCCUACCAGACAGACAGUGAAGCUGUCAACGUUCCCAUGAUCCCACUCGGCUUAAAAGAAACCAAAGAGGUGGACUUCACUGUUUCUGUCCAGGACUUCAUCUGUGAGCACUACGGAGAGGACAGCUCUCUCUACAACAAGGAGAUCAAAGAGCUUAUUGAGCUCAGACAGGCCAUGCGUACACCCAGCCGUAACCAGGCCGGCCUGGAGCUACUGAUGGAGUACUACAACCAGCUAUACUACCUGGACCAGCGCUUCUUCCCUGCUCACAGAAAUCUGGGUGUUCAGUUCCACUGGUAUGACUCUCUGACGGGUGUUCCGUCAUGUCAGCGUGCGUUGGCCUUUGAGAAGGGAAGUGUGUUAUUUAACAUCGGAGCUCUGUACACGCAGAUUGGAGCACGGCAGGACCGCUCUGCAGCAUGUGGCAUAGACCGAGCUAUAGACGCCUUUCAGCGAGCUGCAGGUGCAUUUAAUUACCUGAAAGAGAAUUUCUCCAAUGCUCCAAGUCUGGACAUGAGUUGCCCGUCACUCUGCAUGCUGGUCCGACUAAUGAUUGCCCAGGUGCAGGAGUGUGUGUUUGAGCGCGUCACACUCACCACACAGGACACACACUUUACCUCCCAACUCCGCCUGGCACAAGAGGCCGCACGAGUGUCAGAUGUUUACUUGUUGGUGCAGCAGACCAUGACACAGCCUCUGAUGAAGGACUACGUACCAUUUUCAUGGGCGUCCAUGGUUCAGGUCAAAUCUGAACACUUCCGUGCACUCUCACAUUACUAUGCCGCUGUUGCACUCUGUGAUCAUGUGUUGUCUGCUGAAGGGCAAGACUGUGAUGAGGAAGCAGAGAAGGCCUACCUUCAAUUUUAUGUCAACGUUCCUGCAGGGCCACCGCUCUGCCAGAUUCUACGAGAUCCUGAAAAAAGACGAAAGCUUGGUAAAGCCCAUCUGCGGCGUGCAGUAAUCAGACAUGAGGAGGCCAUGCGUGUCCACAGUCUGUGUAAGAUCCUCAGGAAGAUGGAUAUCCUGCAGGAUGUGCUAUCUCUCACACACAAAUGCUCCUUGGAUAAAUACUCAGAGCUGGAUCGAGAGGAUGACUUUGAUGAAACUGCAGAGGCCCCAGAGAUUCAAUCUCAUACCCACUGGAAACCAGACAUCACGCCACCCAACUUCUCUACAGUCCAGGUUACUGACAUCUUUCAAAGACUGGGGCCUCUGUCGGUGUUUUGCGCGAGAGCUCGCUGGGGCCCAGUGCGUUUGAUCUGCCUCCAGAGAAGAGAAGGUGGCCUGGGUCUUACACUCAGAGGAGACUCCCCUGUCUUGGUGGCUGGAGUCGUACCUGGAGGCUGUGCAGAGGAGGCAGGACUAAGGGAAGGAGACUACAUUGUGGCAGUGGACGGACAGGACUGUAAGUGGGCCAAGCAUGGUGAGGUGGUCCACAUGCUGAAGAGCUGCAGUGACAGAGGGGUGGAGAUCAGUGUGGUUACGUUACACUCACACGAUACACAGCAGAUGGAGAGGAGGGCCAUAGUGCCAUCUCACGGCAGCGAUAAGGAAAAUACUCGGCAGCGUCUGCUGAGCGGGGCUAAGGGCCAGAGCUCCGCCUCCUUGUUGAACUGGAACAGGAAGAAAAAGCGAGAAGGCAGCGGGGUCACCAAGAGAAUAGGAAGCACUUUCAGUUUGUCGUUUGGAAGCAUCCGAGACACUGAGGCCAUGUACUGAGACAUGACUGCAGAGGAACCUCUCAGGGAAUCACAGCAGUGGAGCACAUGGUACAGUUAGGAAAGAAGAAACACAGCCUCCACUGUUGGUAGAGGAGGGUGAUAAUGCAGAAUUCUGGCAAAAAAAAAACAUGUUUGCACAACCCAAUGUAUCUGACAGCUGUGGAGGCACAUAUACCAAGUAGUAUACCUUGUGGCAGAUGUGAACUUUACAAGGAUUAUAAAACAGCUUUCUCAAAGGAGUACAAACUGCUGUGCACUGCCUCAGAGUCUAAAAGGUGUGUUCAGACGGAGUGUGGGGCAACAUUUAUUCAGUCUUGCCACAUCUAAAGUAAAGUAUACACUGAACAAUAAUUGAGGACAAUUUUCUGACGUGGGUACGAAGAAAGGUUUACACAAGAUCAGUACUCAGAAUAACAGCACAAAAAUGAAACAGGAGGGAGGCUGGAGGGAAAUAACAGAGCUGACAUCUUUUGAGUUCAGUUGAAUGCAAACACACUGCAACGUAAUUUCAAUUAUUACAAUUUCAUUUUCAGCAAACAACACAAGGUUGUUGUAGUUGCUUCUAUUCUUCUACUACCUACUGUCUGUACAGUAGCAUUUCUGGUGAAGCCACCUUAAAAUGGGAACUUCUUGCUUUCUUCUGCUGAUGCUGUGUGGCGACAGGCUCCCACUCACAACCUGUUGUACUUUCUGAUGUAGCUCUGUUGUUCGUUAGACCUCACUGUAAAACAGGGAGAUAUGGACCAUCAAAAUAAUAUUGAAUAUUGCUAUGAAACUUAGCUUUUUCAGCUCACAAAUGUGACUCAUAUUAAAAGUCAUAGUAGCUCGUUACUUUGUUCAUUAACCCAGGGCUAACAGUGAGGCCACAGUUAAGAGUUCACAUGUGAAAAAAAAAAGAGUGCAGCAUUAAAUGUUGAGCUCUGACAGGAUUUCAGGCAUUUUUGUUAUUUUUCUGUAAUCUGGAUUCAAACUUAGAAUCUCAAUCCAGUGUUUUGGAGACAGUCCUGAUUGAAAAUUAAAUUCAUCAGUAAACACAUAGCAGUCACUCUUUAUUGAUUAAGAUUAACAUACAGCAGGGGCCUACCAACCAAAUUGACAAACCUGGAUGUGAGUACGUUCACAUAUGAGGCACAAUGUUGGCACCAGAUGAGCAGUUGUAACAUUUACAGGUCUAGAGCUGUAACUGUGGUGGUGUUAAAUGGUCGUGGGAGCAACUACAGAACAAAUAUUACAUUUUAUUUAAACCGGUAAGUAGACUUACUGCUUAGAAUGUUACAUUGCUAUACGAAGGCCUAUAGAAGAAUAAAAUUAUUUUGAAUUUGCUUUUUGUCAACAGAAAAAAACAAAGCAAGAACGACUGGAGUCUCUUCACGGUCAUAUCUGUGCUCAUUAGAGAAAGAAGAGUUUAGAUGCUAGAAACUGUUGCCUUCCUAAAAAGCCCUCUCACUGUUCAGGCACUGACUGGUCAGUAGGUGUUGUUGUUUAUUCACGUUGAAAUGUCAUCUCAAACAGAACCUGCUCCAGAGCAGGUGAGGUGUGUAGCAUGUGUUACCAUGGCGAUAUAUCCUGGUGUGAAGUAGAGCACCACUGUAGCCCUAAAAGCAAAAGUUAAACAUGAAGUUACCUCGACAACCUUGAAUCCCGCUUCAUUCUGUAGACCUCUGGUAUCCUAUGCAUUUGAAAGAGCACAGCUAGUUUGACACGCCACCUUUGUAUUUUCUGAUGUCAGUGAUUUAAAAAAAGCAGACGUGUUUUUACUUUCUACAAUUUCAUUUAGCAGACGCUUUUGUCCAAAGCGACGUACAACACAAGCAAGAAAUUGGGCCUCACCCUCCGUUUAACGUUCAUUUUUUGUGUUUAGUUUCCUAAUUUGUAGAUGAUUACAAGCACUUGACAAGUUUGAUCUAAUGUUUUGUAAUGUAGUUUAUUAUGCACUGUGAUACAUCCUUUGUUAAUAAUUCAGUUUUUGAUGUAGCGAUGAUGAACGUGAUGGUGAGCGAUUGUGUAUGUUGGAAGUAAAAUGUGAUACUGAGCAAGUGUGCAAGUAAAGGGCUUCUCCGUUUUCUUGCAAUAUCGCUGUGAUGUUGUUGAUGUCUGGGAACAGUGCAGAUUGUCUGAGUCCAGUCACUGUACUCUGUGUUAGUCAGCCAAUGCUAGAGUCUGUAGCUGAGGAUGUUGGUUGUUUAUUUUAACAACGUGUGAACUUUUUGUAAGAUUUUGAUACAUCCAGAAUUGUAGCACAGAGAUGUCGGUUUCACCUAAAAAUGAUUCCUGUGUAUGUUGCCAUGGCCUGCGUGUGUUUUGGAUUGAUUUGUAUAAUGUUUGGGCCAUGGUGGUCCGUAGUCAUGAGUACAGAAACACAGAGUUUGUCUAUUUGCUUCCUGCACUUACCACAAUAUGUAGUGUUUACAAGAACAUUUUUACAAUAUCAAAUUAAAAACCCAAAAGGACUUUUUUUUUUUCAUUUGAAGGAAUCAAAGCUUGUCAAAAACCCCUAAAACCUUUGCUAAUGUCCUUUGCGUCUCUACUCUGUGUCUAUGUGAGUGAAUAUUUGGCACCACUGUGUCUGAAUAUCUGAUUAUCUGUAAUGACUCUACAGUGCGGUUCAAAGAUCUUAGGCAAAACAUUAGGUUUAUGGUUUUAGCAAGGUUUUUAAUGAGCAUGCAUAUUUGAUUCUGUCUCUUAAUUAAGAUACAAGAAAAUACAGCAAAUAUAAAUACAAAUCUCGACAAAGAGGCUUCUAUAGGCUAAAAUCAGUUCUUAGUGUGACUUCCCUUUGCACUGAACACAUCUUAAACUGCCUUUGGUCAACUGUCACGAAGUGUAUUCAAGAAAUCUUGUGGUGUAUUAUAGAAAGUGUCUGUCAGUGCUUCUCUGGUGGUUUCUUGGCUGCUGCUCUUCCACAGAGGUCCCUCCUUAUCUAACCUUUCCAUGUAGAAAGGUCUCAGUAUCCAGAUGAAGAUGCCAGAUGUGGAACAAAUCUUUUUAAAAAAAAAUUAAAAAAAAGAUUAUAUUCCUGUCAAAUUGUGUAAUUUUUUGGCAUUUUCCAUGAAAUGAUUGAGACUUUAAAUAUUAACUUCAAACUUCAAAAUUGUAUUUAUUUGUAUAUAAAUACAAUUAAAAAUAGAAAUAAAAAUAUAAAACCCAACUCUCCACCCACACGCAAAAGCUCAACAUUAAAAAACAUGGAUUUAGACCUAACCUAGAAUCCUACAACCAUAACCAACCAAUCAGAAACGUUUGACAUGUCCUGACUGAAAAUUGGUGCAGUGAAUCUUAUAUUUUCUGUCCAAAGUAGUUCAUGUAGAUGCAUUAAGUGCAAAUGGAGGUCACACUCAAUACUGACUUUAGCCUGUUAUGUGUUUUAUUCUGAAAUGUUUGUGUCUUAUUUGCAUAAAGAUACAACCGGAUAAUACUGCAAAGACUGAAAGAUGCAUAUGUGUGUUUCACUGUAACAUUGCUAGAACACAAAAAGUGAUGGUGGCCCUAACAAUUUAGCACAACACUGUAUUUGGGGAUUUGCACACUGUCUUUUUCAUGUACAAAUACAAUAAAAGUAAGAACUACUGUCAA
Molecule: messenger RNA, 5844 nt
Organism: Acanthochromis polyacanthus (spiny chromis)
Lineage: Eukaryota; Metazoa; Chordata; Actinopteri; Pomacentridae
Gene: rhpn1
Product: rhophilin, Rho GTPase binding protein 1
Exons: 16
Coding region: 206-2269 (687 amino acids)
Biological process (GO): negative regulation of stress fiber assembly; signal transduction
Molecular function (GO): protein binding
Source: RefSeq, a predicted model, not a curated record